Aspergillus melleus is the source of this 2413-nucleotide messenger RNA. RefSeq names its product glycosyltransferase family 31 protein. The transcript has a single exon. The record is from RefSeq and is a predicted model, not a curated record. NCBI's taxonomy places the organism in Eukaryota, Fungi, Ascomycota, Eurotiomycetes, Eurotiales, Aspergillaceae. The coding region runs from base 632 to 2083 and encodes 483 amino acids. Gene Ontology annotation, molecular function: acetylglucosaminyltransferase activity.
GAGACCCUUGAUAUAUUCUGUACUCCGUAGAUAUCCUGUAAAUGUCCAGAGACAUCUUCGAUUGAAUUAGGGCUUGGAUACCGCCACGUGGUGAACCACACUCCAUCGCAGAGAUGCAGGAUUCGAGAGAAUUAGAUUGAAAUCUCAAUCUCAUGCAUGCCUAUAUUAUUUAAUAUGUAUGCGUAGUGCAUGAUGCAGAAACAUAUGUAUGUACAUACAGUGUUGGCGCCGAUCUCUAGAAUCAAUUGCCGAAGACUCGGAAGAGAUCCUAAGAGUUAAGACAAACCCUUCAUACACUCAACAUUAGGACGCCGAAGGAUUUAAUUCAACCAUGGAUUGACCCUUGAUAGCAUGACUAGAAUGCUGACGAGCCAUGGAACCGCGAAAGGCAUGGAGACGCGCCGAUCAAAUUAAGCGGAACCCCCUUCACGUUUCAUCUUUGCCUCUCGCUUUUCUCUUUUCCUGUCGGUGAGCAACUAAUUAAUUACUAUUAGUCUGCUGACGGGCAAGGGAUACUUGGGGCUUUCUAGACUUCGGUCUCCUGCAGCUCCAGUCUGUCAAUUGAUUUCCCCAUUGACCGGUUCUUCGCUGUUCAGACGUUGCCCGGAGAAUCAGUCAUGUCUUGGUCGCGAUGCAGCAACUCCACCGUCACUUGCUUCAACUGCGCCAAGCGACUCUGCUGAGGCUGAUUGCUUUGACGGCGACCUUCUUCAUCGUUUGUACUGCCAUCUCCUUCCUAUAUUUACAUGACAGCACCGUCGGCCCCGUCCUCGAUGCCGGAGUGAAUCCGUCGGUCCCUGCCGGCGAAUUCAACGGCACCUGCUACGUCGACCUCGACGUCCUCCGAUCCUACACCAAUGCCUCCGCGGUGGAGUACGCGCGCUUGGAAAUCGCCGUCGCACCGACUCCCAAUUUCACCAACUUCUCCGACUCCCUCGAUGUUUCCUUCCCUGCAUACCACCCCGUUCACCUGGAUACCGAGAGAACACGCGAAGGCGUGCCCGAAGAAAAAUGCUCUACGUCCCUAACAAUCCCUGGCCCCGUGGCAAGUGCCCCGGUCAAUGCGUCGCAUCUGAUCUUCGGCGUGGCGACUUCUAUUGAGCGACUACAUAACUCCCUGGACGCAUUUGCCCACUGGGCGGCGGGUACGGGCGCACACAUCAUCGCCGUGGUCGAUGAAGGCGGAUCGCUGCGGACUCAGACGGAGGAGCGGGCCACGCAGUUGGGUCUGCGUCUGACGAUUAUCCAAAAAUGGGACGAGGAGGUGCUGGACCGAUACUUCUCGCUGGUGCGCAUUUUCCUCGAACACCGCGACGCGUCGACCCAAUGGGCCGUCCUGAUCGACGACGAUACUUUCUUCCCGUCCAUGCAGAACCUGGUCGACCGGCUGGCCUCCUACGACGCCACACGCCCGCAGUAUAUCGGCGCGCUCUCCGAAGACAUGUGGUACCUAUACCUGGCCGGCCACAUCGCGUACGGCGGCGCCGGGGUCUUCCUCUCUUUACCGAUGGUGGAGCGACUGGACGAGGUCUUCGACGACUGCUAUCUCUUCAAGGGCGCCGGCGACGGCAUGAUCGGACAAUGCAUCUACGCGCACACGGAUACCAAACUCACGUGGGACCGCGAUCUCCACCAGGUCGACCUGCGCGGCGACGUGUCGGGGUUCUACGAGUCCGGGCGGUCCCUUCCGCUGUCCCUGCACCAUUGGAAGUCCUGGCAUCAUACCGACGUCGCCGCGCUGGGCAAGGUGGCCGCCGUGUGCGGCUCCGAGUGUCUGCUGCACCGCUGGCAGCUGGCGGACGGCUGGUACCUGAUCAACGGGUACUCGGUCAUUCAGUACUCGCGCGAAUUUCUCGACCCGGCGGCGAUGGAGCAAACGUGGGAUGACAGCAAAUACGAAGGGUCGAACCCGUUCGCGUACAGCUUGGGACCGCUACGGGGCAAGGACCAUGAGAAGAUUUCCUUCCGACUGAAGGAGGCCAUUGCAGACGGCCCAGACCGGGUGCGACAAAUCUAUUUGCGCGAGCGAGGCGAGACCGAAGCUCCUCAGGUCUUGGAGGUGGUCUGGAACCGAGCGUCAUGAGCGUUCGGCAAUCCGUGCGCGGAAAUGAGAAACAAGCCACCGUGUUUUCAGGAGCUCCGGGCAAUUCUCUGCAGAGCUUGGGAUCAUCCUGGCCUCGUCAUUCCCUCGUUUUCUGGCGUUUAUCAGUGAAUCUCAUUAAUCUCAUAGUCGGCAGGUUUUCUCCACUGCGGGGCCUCAGGUAUCGAGCCUUCUAUCGCUUUGGGACCCGGAUUGAAGGUACUCGAAGGAAUUCCGAACAGAACAAGAAGCUAGAUGGGUAGAUAGAUAGAUAGACAGAUGACACGAUGUCUUUUAGACUCUGUCUCUGCCGAAAUGAAGAUAUGAACGACC